Messenger RNA from Lepus europaeus (European hare), 2775 nucleotides. RefSeq names its product NLR family pyrin domain containing 4 (gene NLRP4). Gene Ontology annotation, cellular component: cytoplasm. NCBI's taxonomy places the organism in Eukaryota, Metazoa, Chordata, Mammalia, Lagomorpha, Leporidae. Gene Ontology annotation, molecular function: protein binding. The record is from RefSeq and is a predicted model, not a curated record. Gene Ontology annotation, biological process: regulation of inflammatory response. Bases 1 to 2775 code for a protein of 924 amino acids. The transcript is spliced from 8 exons.
AUGGCAUCCUUCUUCUCUGACUCCGGCCUUACGUGGUACCUGGGGGAGCUCAGAAGGGAGGAGUUGGCCAAAUUUAAGGAGCUCCUCAAGCUGGAGACUUCGCAACUUGGACUCCAGCAAAUCCCCUGGACGGAGGUAAAGACGGCGUCCCGGGAAGUUCUCGCGGACCUGCUGAUCCAGCACUGUGGGGAGCAGCAGGCAUGGAACACAACCUUCAGGAUAUUUGGCGCGAUGGGCAGGGAGGACCUCUGCGAGAGGGCCAGAAGAGAGAGCACAGGGCCGACAAAGAUGUAUCGAGACCACAUCAGGAACACAUUUCCCCACGUGUGGUCCAGAGACUCCGUGUUUACAAGUCACGAGUUCGAGUGGAGGCUGACCGAGGAGGAACAGGAGUCUCUAGAAUACCUCUUGGCUCCGACGGACGCCGGAAGACAGUCCCGGACCGUGGUCUUACAGGGAUCCGGGGGGAUCGGGAAGACGGCGCUGCUGAGGAAGCUGAUGUUGGCCUGGUCGGACAGCAUCCUCUACCAGGACAGGUUCUCGUACGUUUUCUACCUCUGCUGCCGCGAGGUGAGGCAGCUGGCCAGCACGAGCCUGGUGUCGCUCAUCUCCAGAGACUGGCCUCACCACUCCACUCCCUUGGCAGAUGUCGUGUCCCAGCCGGAGAGACUGCUGUUCCUCGUCGACAACGUGGAAGAGAUGAGCCGUGAUAUGGCCGGGCCCCCGUACGAUCUGUGCAGCCACUGGAUGGAGCCGCGGCCGGGGCAGGUGCUUCUGCGCAGCCUGCUGGCGAAGACCCUGCUCCCGGACGCCUUCCUGCUCCUCGCGGUCACACCCCAGUGCCAAGGGGAGCUGCUGAGCGGGCUGCGGAAUCCGAGCAUUAAAACGAUCCUGGGGUUCAACAGGAACAGCAAGAAGCUCUAUUUCAGCGGCUUGUUUCCAAACAAGCGUAGGGCCACGGAAGCCUUCCAGCUGGUGAGCAGAAAUGGCUGCCUCUUCUCCAUGUGCAAAAACCCCAUCCUUUGCUGGGUCAUGGGCAUGUCCAUGAAGCAGGAUAUGGACAGGGGCAAAGAUCCGGCGCUGACCUGCCGGAGCGUCACCUCUAUGUUCAUCUCCUUCCUCUUUAACUCAUUCACACCCAAGGAUGCUAUGUAUCCAACUCAGCAGAGCCGGGAGCAGCUGAAGAGCCUGUGUUCCCUGGCUGCGGAGGGCACGUGGACACACAUACAGCUGUUCAACCAGGAGGCGCUCAGGAGAAAUGGGAUCGGGGACGCGGCCGUCCCCACACUGCUGGACACCAAGGUGCUGCGGUACCAGGCGCCCAAGAAUGUGUACGGCUUCCUCCACGAGACUCUGCUGCAGUUGUGCACCGCCCUCUUCUACCUGCUGCAGCACCCCAGCGCUCACCCCAGCCCUGCCGUCCAGUGCACGCGGACGCUCCUGCUGACCGUUCUGAACAAACGCAGGUCUUCGACCUUGUUGGGGUUGUUCCUGUUCGGCCUUUUAAGCGAAAGGGAGCGACAGAAGCUGGACGCGUUCUUUGGCUCCAACCUGUCCCGACAGAGAAAAGAGGAACUCGAGCAGUUGCUGCAGGGCAUGAGUGGGUGUGCGGCUUCUCAUUCGCAGGUGGAUUUCUUGGUCUUGUUUUACUAUCUCUCGGAGAUUCAGGACGACGUCUUUGCAGGGCGGGUGAUGGCCUGCUUCCAAGAACUGAACUUGACCUUCUUUUCCAGCUCUGACCUGCGGAUUGCUGCCUCCUACUUAAAACACUGUUACAACCUGAGGAAGCUUUGCCUUUCUGUCGUAACCCUGUUUAAGGGAGAAAACACAGGGGCGUACGGGACGAGGCAGAACUUCUUGUACUGGUCUCGGAUCUGCUCUGUGCUCACCUCCCACGAGCACCUCCAGGAACUCCAGGUGGUGGACAGCAGCUUCACGGAACCUACCUUGGUGAUCUUCUGUCAUCAACUGAGGCAGCCGGGGUGCCACUUGCAGAAGCUUGUGAUGAAUACAGUUACCAUGACGUGUGAGAAGCUGGUUUUCUUUGAAGUGUUCACUUAUAACCCAGGCUUGAAAUACCUGAACCUCAACUGCGUGAAUCUCUCGUCGGGUGACAUGAAGUUGCUGUGUGAGGCUCUGAACCACCCAAUGUGUGGCAUACAGGAGCUCCUGUUGACCAGCUGCCACCUCAGUGAGGACGCCUGGAAACCCCUGGCUCAAGUCCUCAUUUGCAACUGCAGGCUGCUGCACCUGGACAUUAGCAUCAACAGCCUGGGAGACGUGGGGCUGAAGCAGUUCUGUGACGCCCUGAGAUACCCCGGCUGCCGCCUGCGGUCUCUGUGUGUGUGCAGAUGUUUGAUCACCACCUCCGGCUGUGGAAACCUGGCCCAGGCUCUGGUCGGCAGCCAGGACCUCAGGUGUCUGCAGGUUGGGAGCAACUCUAUAGAGGACGCCGGCGUGAAGCUGCUGUGUGAGGCGCUGGUGCAGCCCAGCUGCCACCUGGAGACCCUUGGGCUGCAGAUGUGUGGGCUAAGCGGUGCCUGCUGUGAGGAUCUGGCCUAUGCUCUCAUCAGCAGCAAGACUCUGCAGGAUUUGGACCUGUCCUGGAACGCCCUGGACCACCAUGGGCUGGCUGUGCUGCUGGCAGCUGUGAGCCACCCAGGGUGUGCCCUGAGGGUGCUGAGGCUGAAACAUAUAGAACUCGGAGAGGAAACCCAGGCACUUCUGAUGGCUGCACAAGAGCGGAAUCCCUACCUGACGGUCAUCAGCCAAUGA